Messenger RNA from Ceraceosorus guamensis, 375 nucleotides. RefSeq names its product Prefoldin beta-like protein. Gene Ontology annotation, biological process: protein folding. The record is from RefSeq and is a predicted model, not a curated record. Gene Ontology annotation, cellular component: cytoplasm; prefoldin complex. Bases 1 to 375 code for a protein of 124 amino acids. Gene Ontology annotation, molecular function: protein folding chaperone. NCBI's taxonomy places the organism in Eukaryota, Fungi, Basidiomycota, Exobasidiomycetes, Ceraceosorales, Ceraceosoraceae. The transcript has 4 exons.
AUGUCUGCGACGGCGUCGACCAAGGGCGCCAGCGGCUCCACACCACUCAGCGAGCAGCAGGUAGCACAGCGCUUUCAAACAUUGAGAAGUGAAAUGACCAGCAUUGCAACCAAGAUUUCAGAGAUUGAGGGCGAGACGGAAGAGCAUCGGGCAGUCAUAGAGACGUUGAAGCAGACAGCAGCAACGGCGCCCGACAGAAAGUGCUUUAGGUUGAUUGGAGGAGUAUUAGUGGAGCGCAAAGUUGCAGAGGUGGUACCUACUCUAGAGGCAAACGUAGCAAGUCUUCGACAAGUGCUAGAGGCCCUGUUGCAGCAGUACAAAGGAAAAGAGGAAGAGUCGCAAGCAUUGCAAAAAAAGUAUCAAACAGCUCAAUGA